CUCACACAUGCCGUUACAGUGGAAUACAAGACGCAUCUCCUGGCGCUCAGGACGCAGAAAUUAGAAGUGCGUUCGUUUUCAAUACAGAAACCAAUCUGCGAGCAGAUACAACGUCCAGCUAUCUGACUGUCAUCGGUUGCAUCGAAAGACUUCAUACAACUUAUUUUUCCUGGGGAAAAAAGGAUUCAUCUGGAAGGUGAUCUACUGUAUACAUUCCAGUUGUUCCUGCUCAUUUGGAAGGGCUGUGCGCAUUUACCUGAAUAUACUGGAUCUUACAUCAUAGAAGUCCUUUUCUGGUAGGAGUCUAUGCGACGGUGUCGGUGAACCGGCCAGGUGGACGUCAGCGGCGGUUUCUCCAAGUUGCGGUGUGCGUAAUUUAUGACCGGCUCGUCCAGAGUGCGGGAAGAAUGAGGAGUCGUCGGGGCGGGGGGAAGCAUGAGAGGCUGGUGUAUCCCUGUUAGACUGGCGCCCCUCAUGUUUCUAUGGAAUUGCGUAGCUCUAAGCCUCCUCCGGAUCUGGUUGUUCGCCGCGCCCGGCCAGACGGCCGCCGGGCCUGGCUUCAGCGAUGCCCUGGGACCCUACAGCUGGCUCCUCUCCGACAAAGGCCCCUUCCACCACUCGCAAGAGUUUGUGGACUUCACGGAACGCUACCAGCAAGGGUUCAACACCAAGUAUAAGAUAUACAGGGAGUUUGGGCGCUGGAAGGUGAACAGCCUGGCUCUGGAGAGGCAGGAGAACAAUGGCCUGGCGCUGCCCUUGGACCCAGAGUUCCUCCACACCAUCAGGCAGCUGGGCAGGCGGCCCAGCCUCGCCGCCAUCACAGAUGCCAUCAUCAGGAAGUACGGGACCCACUUCCUGCUGUCCGCCACCCUGGGAGGGGAGGAGUCACUAAUGAUCUUCGUGGACAAGCGGAGGUUGAGCAGGACGGCCGAAGUGAGCGAGGCGAACAACACCGCAGUGAGUCUGGAGGCUCUCCACCAGCUGGCUGCUUCCUACUUCAUCGACAGGGAGAGCACCCUACGCAAGCUGCAUCACAUCCAGAUAGCCUCCACCGCCAUCAAGGUGACAGAAACCAGGACGGGUCCCCUUGGCUGCAGUAACUAUGACAACCUCGACUCUGUCAGUUCUGUUCUGGUUCAGAGCCCCGAAAACAAGAUUCAUUUGCAAGGCCUACAGGCCAUCCUCCCAGAGUACCUGAGGGCCAGGUUUGUGCAGGCUGCUCUCAGCUACAUCGGCUGUAACGAGGAGGGUCAGUUUGUGUGUCGGGACAGGGACUGCUGGUGCCAGUGCAGCCCUGGCUUCCCCCAGUGCAACUGUCCAGACGUGGACCUCCGAGCGAUGGAAGCCAGCCUGCUGACUGUGAGGGAGACGUGGAACAUGGCCAACAGUGACUUUGAGGAGUCCGAUGAGUUCCAGAACUUUGUGAGGAGGCUCCCCACGUUCUACGCCCUCAAUUCGUCUGCAGUCCAGUACUUCUGGAAGAUGGAACCGGCCGUCCACCAGCGCUACAGGCAGUUGGAGCUCACGGCGCGACAGCUCGUCAACAAAGCCCGCCGCAUCGUCAACAAACUCUUCACCCUCAGCAAGAGGUGUCGGAUGCAGCCCAAAGUCCUGGUGCUGAGAGAGAGGCCUUUCAGCUACUGGCUGAACUACAUCCUCUCCAUCAUGUACUGCAGCGAAAACAACCACAUCGGCUCCUACACGGAGGAGACCCGGAGCUGCUCCUGCCCCUUUGACCACCCGUCCUGCCAAGGCGUCCUCCCCUGCUCCGUGGGCGAGGGCACCGCCUGCGCCUCCUGCUCCUACGAGAACCGCUCGCGCUGCGCCACCUGCAACCCCGGCUACAUGCUGAGCCAGGGCCUGUGCCGCAACGAGGUGCCCGACUCCACGGACCACUACAUCGGCUUCGAGACGGACCUGCAGGACCUGGAGCUGCGCUACCUGCUGCAGAAGCGGGACGGCCGCAUCGGCGUCCACGGCAUCUUCGUCAGCAACGACGUGCGCCUCAACAGCUGGUUCGACCCGUCGUGGCGGAAGAGGAUGCUGCUGACGCUCAAGAGCAACAAGUACAAGUCCAGCCACGUCCACAUGCUGCUGGGCGUGUCCAUGCAGGUGUGCCUCACCAAGAACAGCACCCUGGAGCCCGUGCUGUCCGUCUACAUCAACCCGUUCGGGGGCAGCCACUCGGAGAGCUGGAUCAUGCCCAUCGACCAGGACGACUACCCGGACUGGGAGAGGACUAAACUCGACAUCCCCCUGGACUGUUACAACUGGACGUUGACUUUGGGGAACAAGUGGAAGACGUUUUUCGAGACGGUCCACUUUUACCUGCGGAGUCGCAUCAAGGCUCCCUCGACCAAUGGGAACGGUUCGGUGUACUACGAACCGGUGGAGUUCCUGGAGCCCGGGAGGAACCUGGGCUACAUGAAGAUCAACAGCAUCCAGGUGUUUGGCUACAGCAUGCACUUUGACCCGGAAGCCAUCCAGGACCUGAUCCUGCAACUGGACUAUCCGUACACCCAGGGCUCCCAGGACUCGGCCCUGCUGCAGCUGCUGGAGAUCAGGGACCGAGUCAACCGGCUGUCCCCUCCAGGGCCUCAGAGGCUGGACCUGUUCUCCUGCCUCCUGCGGCACAGGCUCAAACUGUCCACCACAGAUGUUGUCCGAAUCCAGGCCGCUUUGCAGACUUUCAGUGCCAGGCAGCCCAACUCAAUGGAAUAUGAGACCACCAAAUUGUGUAGCUAGUAAGGGGGCCGGGGGUCCAGCUUCACACGUUUUGCUCUCUCGCCACGCGGACUUGAUUCAAGUUGAGAGUGUUUUGGGGAGGGGGAGGGGGGGUUGGAAACCUUUGUGCGUUGGGAUUCCUGUAAAAUUAGCUUUCAUGCAUUUUGUAGAACAUGAUGAAGUAUAAGUGCCGUUUGACGGUGAUUUUUGUCUACUCUCUCUCUCUAGGCUAAUAACACUGAUCCUGUGCUCAAUCCCAGUUAUGAACAUCAAUAUUGUAUCCUCUCGGAUACGCUGCCCGUUUCUUGAUGAAGUCUCAGCUAGUCUGGACGAAUGCCAGCAUGUCUCCAUUUAGAGGUCCACCACAGUUUCUUGCAUAACAUAGAGGAUAUGCUUUUGUGUUCACCAUCUUAAUUUAACUGCACUUGUCACGCCAUGAAUCCGAUCGAUUGGAAGGUCAUGCUCUAUUUUUCAGGCGUCUGAACUAGCCUACGGAUUAUUAUUUUUUACUUUUUUUGUACAAUUAGAGAUACGACUUCAAUUGUUCAGAACUAGAACGUGAUCACAAUGGCUAUGUACUGGGUCAAUUAUGUUACAUGUGCUUUUAUUUUUAUAAUACAAUCGUUUGUGAAAAGUUAUACAACAAUGUCUAUAAAAUGUAUAUAACAGUGUGAAUUUGUAAGAUACACUAAAUAAAAAUCAUUUUUAUGUGCUGUCUGUAAAUAUGUAACAUAGUGUACUAUGUAAAUACCUGACAUUGUUUAAACAUAGAUUUGAGCUGUUUAUUGUCAUA
Molecule: messenger RNA, 3517 nt
Organism: Hypomesus transpacificus
Lineage: Eukaryota; Metazoa; Chordata; Actinopteri; Osmeriformes; Osmeridae
Product: BMP/retinoic acid-inducible neural-specific protein 3-like
Exons: 8
Coding region: 436-2745 (769 amino acids)
Biological process (GO): negative regulation of mitotic cell cycle; positive regulation of neuron differentiation
Source: RefSeq, a predicted model, not a curated record